Messenger RNA from Asparagus officinalis (garden asparagus), 987 nucleotides. Its product is annotated as photosystem II D1 precursor processing protein PSB27-H2, chloroplastic. Lineage: Eukaryota; Viridiplantae; Streptophyta; Magnoliopsida; Asparagales; Asparagaceae. The transcript is spliced from 4 exons. The coding region runs from base 124 to 783 and encodes 219 amino acids. Gene Ontology annotation, biological process: photosystem II repair; photosystem II assembly. Gene Ontology annotation, cellular component: chloroplast thylakoid lumen; photosystem II. The record is from RefSeq and is a predicted model, not a curated record.
UCCUGUGCGGUGGACGGUCAUUAAUUAUUUGUGGCCAAGGAUCCAGCCAGGGCCAGCAACAGCAGCAGCAGCUAGGGAUUUCAAAAGACACUACGCCCUCUUCCUCCUGGAUCAGUUGCUAGGAUGGUUGCUUCUUCAUUCCUGUUGCUGGAGGGUUGCUGCCACUGGUGUGCCUCAGCCCAGAUUGUCGUUGGAAGACACCACCGAAGCCUGUCCAAGCACAAGCUGCAAUUGAGAAAGCCUCUCGUUAUUUCGGAGUCUGGUCAGGAGACCUCGUUUAGCAGAAGGCGUGCCGUGUUAUUAUGCGGUGGAAUUUCUCUCGUUUCGGCUCUCACUUCAAGCUGCGUCCCUGUAAAAGCUGCAGCGGAGGAAAAGAGUCGGAGGUCUCAGGGGGCCGAGGAGGGAGAAACUGGAGCCGUUGGUGCUAUCAAAUCCCUGUUCGAUCCGAAUGAGAAAACCAAGUCAGGAAAGGUACUGCCCAAGGCUUACUUGAAGGCUGCGAGGGAAGUGGUGAAGACUCUCCGAGAGUCUCUGGAGGAAGAUGGCAAGGAUGUCGCCAAGUUUAGGAGAAGUGCUGAUGCUGCCAAGGAGUCAAUUAGAGACUACUUGAAUGGGUGGAGAGGACAGCGGGCCAUAAGCCAAGAGGAAUCAUAUGUUGCACUGGAGAAAGCAAUCAGGUCCCUCGCGAGCUUCUAUUCGAAAGCUGGCCCUUUUGCAGCGCUCUCAGAGGAAGUGAAAAUGAGCAUUCUGGAUGACUUGAACACUGCAGAAGCAUAUCUAUAGCUAAACGUGACCCUCAAUUGUGUUCUGAAUCUUGUUGGCCAUUCGAUCCUCUUGUUUCGGUUUAGUUUUUACCUCUUUCUUGAUGGUUUGCCCCUUUGGUACAUCAGUACUCGUUUGUUUUCCCUCAUACGAGGGUCAUAAGCUGAUUAAACUAUGUUGAGAACCUUGUGGUUGCAUAUUUGUUUGCAUGUUGUCUUCUGAUCA